CCUUGAGAUCCUUUGGUCACACCACCCCAAAAACGGAAUGGAGCAAUGGAGUCCAAUUUAUUUUUAAUUUUUCUAUUGUCGGUUUUGAUAUGCAAAAAUGCACGAGCUGAAAUCAGUGAGCGCCUGCUGGAAGAGAAUCAGGAAAUAGACAUGGAACUGCCCGCUCAUAUGAAUGGAAAGGAGUUUCCAGCCGUGCCACAGAACUCGGUGCAAACGCAUCCCAGGAGACACAUUAAGAGUAAGCGACGCAUGAAAAGAAGAUACAAGUGCUACUCGUGCGAUCCGCCAUGUCUCGAUCCCUUAGAGCUGUCACACACAUGCCAGAAUGCCAUUCAGUGCUGGAAGUCGCGCACACGGGAUGCCGAUGGCCAGGAGAACGUGAGGCGGGGCUGCACAACCUCACCGGAACAAUUGCCCCUGAUCUGCAACCAGAAUUCUCUGAACAAGCUUAACGGACCGACCAAGCGGAACGCUGCCAAGUAUAACGUUGCCUGCUGCACCGGGGACUUCUGCAACAGCGGAGAUUUCCCUGAGCUGCCGCCGAUCGUCAGCGGCGAUGUGACAGUCAUAACAGCGGACACCAGCAACAUCAGCAAGAUGUCCGCCGCCAUUCUGGGACCCUUUCUGGUCAUAACAUUGUUGGGCGCUGUGGCCAUUUAUUAUAUACGGCGGAGCCACCGCAAGCGGUUGGCUGCCUCGCGCACCAAGCAGGAUCCCGAGUCGUAUUUGGUAAAUGAUGAGCUGUUGCGCGCCACCAGCGCCGGGGACAGCACCCUGCGUGAAUACCUGCAGCAUUCGGUGACGUCCGGAUCGGGCAGUGGGCUGCCCUUGCUGGUGCAGCGCACCCUGGCCAAGCAGGUGACCCUAAUCGAGUGCAUCGGGCGGGGAAAAUACGGCGAGGUGUGGCGCGGUCAUUGGCAUGGCGAGAGCAUAGCAGUCAAAAUAUUCUUCAGUCGUGACGAGGAGUCCUGGAAGCGGGAAACGGAAAUCUACAGCACUGUUUUGCUGCGCCACGAGAACAUACUCGGCUUCAUUGGCUCCGAUAUGACGUCGCGGAACUCAUGCACCCAGCUCUGGCUGAUGACACACUAUUACCCGCUGGGAUCGCUGUUCGAUCACCUGAACCGCAAUGCCCUAAGUCACAACGAUAUGAUUUGGAUCUGCCUGUCGAUAGCCAACGGCUUGGUGCACCUACACACAGAAAUCUUCGGCACUGAGGGAAAGCCAGCCAUGGCCCACAGAGACCUGAAGUCCAAGAACAUAUUGGUCACUUCGAAUGGGACCUGUGUGAUUGCCGACUUUGGCCUGGCUGUCACCCACUCGCAUGUCACGGGACAGCUGGACUUUGGCCACAAUCCGAAGGUCGGCACAAAGCGCUAUAUGGCACCCGAGGUUCUGGAUGAGAGCAUCGACAUGGAGUGCUUUGAGGCCUUGCGCCGAACGGAUAUUUACGCCUUUGGUUUGGUCCUGUGGGAGGUUUGUCGCCGCACCAUUUCGUGCGGCAUUGCUGAGGAAUACAAAGUGCCCUUCUAUGAUGUGGUGCCCAUGGAUCCCAGCUUUGAGGAUAUGCGCAAAGUGGUCUGCACUGACAACUACAGACCCUCCAUUCCCAAUCGCUGGAGCUCAGAUCCUCUGCUGGCCGGCAUGUCCAAGCUAAUGAAGGAGUGCUGGCACCAGAAUCCAAAUGUUCGUCUGCCAGCCCUGCGCAUCAAAAAGACUAUACAUAAGCUAGCUUCCGCAGAUGAGAAGAUACGCUUGGACUUUGACGAGGCCUGCGUUUAGCUCUGGUCUGGUUGUAGUCGAUAGUUAGUUGUCUAAGCGAUACAUUAGUUGCAUUCACUUAGAUGUUAGCGGACUAGUGUAAGAUUCAUUCAUUUCAUUGAGGUUUUCCCCUUUGCAUUUUCACACACUAUUAGCUGGUAAUUGUAUUAUUCAGAGUUAAGCCAAGACGAAUGAACGAAGAAUGGAUUUCAUUUCUUAUGCUCUUCUACGAAUGAACCUUCUUGGUACGCAUUGGAACGUAUUUAUUUCAUUUUUGAUUUCCCUUUGACUUCUUGGGUGCCUUAUAAAUUGCCUUACAAUUGUAUAUUCAUGGGAAUAACUUUUACAACAUUUACUACAUCGUUCAUCAAGUGCCAUUUGCAAUUGAGAAUUGUAAAACAUUUUAGCAUUAAGCCCCUCUCACUCUUUGAACUUCACACAGACAGAGGCAGAGACAGACUUUGUUCACACUUGAAUUUGUCCUACCUUAUCCAAGCUAUGAUAGACCAUAAGUUAUAUAGACACACCACCCACUGACUACUGACUUGCUGUCUGUCCUAGAUUACGCCCUAAGCAUAAGCAUAACCAUAACCAUAUUUAGUUAUCAUCCCGAUCCAACGCAUAGAAGCAUACACCUAUUUGUAUAUUGUACAAAAUGCAAAUUAAUUAAGUUUUUGUAUAGUUUAAAUGAAAUGAAAUACACGUAUAAGCGAUAUAUUAGUUGAGUGGCGUCAA
This is a messenger RNA of Drosophila obscura, 2496 nucleotides long. It is a transcript of the gene sax, whose product is annotated as activin receptor type-1. The record is from RefSeq and is a predicted model, not a curated record. NCBI's taxonomy places the organism in Eukaryota, Metazoa, Arthropoda, Insecta, Diptera, Drosophilidae. The transcript has 7 exons. Gene Ontology annotation, cellular component: BMP receptor complex; plasma membrane. Gene Ontology annotation, biological process: BMP signaling pathway; cellular response to growth factor stimulus; dorsal/ventral pattern formation. Gene Ontology annotation, molecular function: transforming growth factor beta receptor activity, type I; SMAD binding; ATP binding. The coding region runs from base 46 to 1782 and encodes 578 amino acids.